AUGGUGGCGAUCACAGAGUUUCAGAAAAUCGGCAUUGGUCUGACAGGAUUUGGUUUAUUUUUCCUGCUCUUUGGUGUACUACUGUACUUUGACUCUGUUUUGUUGGCAUUUGGGAAUAUCCUCUUCUUGACUGGUUUGAUAUUCAUUAUUGGCUUCCAGAGGACAGCCCAGUUCUUCUUCCAAAGGUAUAAGUUUCGAGGCUCUUUCUUCUUCCUGGGAGGUGUGGCCUUAGUGCUGUUCCGCUGGCCAGUCAUCGGUAUGCUGGUGGAGAGUUAUGGUUUUGUGCUCCUGUUUAGGUCCUUCCUCCCCAUGGCUUUGGGAUUUGUGCUGUCAGUAGUGAAUAUACCUCAUCUGAAUGCGGCCAGUCACACAUAG
Molecule: messenger RNA, 375 nt
Organism: Myripristis murdjan (pinecone soldierfish)
Lineage: Eukaryota; Metazoa; Chordata; Actinopteri; Holocentriformes; Holocentridae
Gene: golt1a
Product: golgi transport 1A
Exons: 5
Coding region: 1-375 (124 amino acids)
Biological process (GO): endoplasmic reticulum to Golgi vesicle-mediated transport; retrograde transport, endosome to Golgi
Cellular component (GO): membrane; endoplasmic reticulum
Source: RefSeq, a predicted model, not a curated record